Messenger RNA from Sorghum bicolor (sorghum), 1683 nucleotides. Its product is annotated as peptidyl-prolyl cis-trans isomerase CYP40. Bases 155 to 1324 code for a protein of 389 amino acids. The record is from RefSeq and is a predicted model, not a curated record. The transcript has 10 exons. Gene Ontology annotation, molecular function: protein binding; peptidyl-prolyl cis-trans isomerase activity. Gene Ontology annotation, biological process: protein folding; protein peptidyl-prolyl isomerization. NCBI's taxonomy places the organism in Eukaryota, Viridiplantae, Streptophyta, Magnoliopsida, Poales, Poaceae.
CACCCCGCCGCAACCCACACGCUGCUCUCGCUCCCCCGAGGUAAUCGACGAAGGCCACCACCACCUCGACACCACUUCGCCUCGAGAAGGUUCCACCAGGCCUAUUCGGCUAGGGUUUGGUACUUUGGUCUCGGGGACUUUGCGGGCGAUCGCAAUGGAGGGCGGCGGCGCGGAACAAGCACCCGAGGCGGCGGCGGAGGUGAAAAAUCCGAGGUGCUUCAUGGACGUCACCAUCGGCGGCGAGAUGGAGGGGAGAAUCGUUGUAGAGCUCUACGCGUCCGUGGCACCGCGGACGGCGGAGAACUUCCGCGCGCUCUGCACCGGGGAGAAGGGCAUCGGCGCCGCCAGCGGCAAGCCGCUUCACUUUAAGGGUUCAUGCUUCCACCGUGUUAUUAAAGGGUUUAUGGUUCAAGGGGGAGACAUAACUGCUGGAGAUGGAACGGGGGGAGAGUCAAUUUAUGGGUCCAAAUUUGAGGACGAGAAUUUUGUUUUAAAGCAUGAGAGGAAAGGAAUGCUUUCAAUGGCUAAUUCUGGUCCCAACACAAAUGGUUCUCAGUUUUUCAUCACUACCACCCGGACACCUCAUUUAGAUGGGAAACAUGUUGUUUUUGGUAGAGUGAUAAAAGGGAUGGGGGUAGUUCGCUCUAUUGAGCAUGUCACUGUCGGAGAAUCUGACUGCCCCACUCUUGAUGUCAAAAUUGUUGAUUGUGGGGAACUUCCUGAAGGUGCUGAUGAUGGAGUUGUAAACUUUUUCAAAGAUGGUGACACGUAUCCGGAUUGGCCCAAUGAUCUUGAAGAGAAGCCUGCUGAGGUUUCAUGGUGGAUGGAUGCUGUGGAGUCUGCUAAAGCUUAUGGGAAUGACAAUUUCAAGAAACAGGACUACAAAGCAGCUCUCAGAAAGUACAGGAAAGCUCUGCGCUACUUGGAUGUUUGCUGGGAGAAAGAAGAGAUAGAUGAAGAUAAGAGCACAGCACUGCGGAAGACCAAGUCAAUAAUACUCACUAAUAGCUCUGCAUGCAAAUUAAGGUUAGGAGAUUCAAAGGGUGCUUUAUUAGACGCGGAUUUUGCACUGCGUGAAACGGAGGGAAAUGCUAAAGCUUUUUUCCGACAAGGACAGGCACACAUUGCACUUAAUGACAUUGAUGCAGCAGUGGAGAGCUUCAAACAUGCAUUGGAGUUGGAGCCAAAUGAUGCUGGAAUCAAAAGAGAGCUGGCUGGUGCAAAGAAGAAGAUUGCUGACAGAAGAGAUCAGGAGCGAAAGGCAUUUGCUAGGAUGUUCCAACCUUCUGGAAAAUCUGACAAGAGCAACGAAGAGAAUAAUUGAUCUACAGUUUCUUUCCCCCGUCUGAAACUUUGGUUAGCUUAAAUCUGGGACACGUAUUGGAACAGGAGUACCAUGGGAGUCUGCACUGCAAAAAAAAAUGCAGAUUAUCGAUCUUAGAUAGAAGGAAACAUAGUGGGGGAAAGGAACUUUUUGUUUUCUUUUACUACAGAAGUAUCAGUUCGUGCGUUUGUCCCGGUGUUAGUUUCUUCAGGAAACGGACAUUGAACUUAACAGUGCAAUUUUCAGACUUUGCAGCAAGUGCCAUCAGACCACUCCAUUUUGUGUAGUCUCGGCCCUCAGGACGUUGUGGCCAACCUGACUAUUCACAUCUUUUGUGCGUGGUUCGCCCGUUUCACUUU